AUGGCAAGGACGCUAAAUACGCCUGUCUUCUUCACUGUCCAGGUGUUGCUGUGUCAGAUAGCAAGCAGCGGUGCCAACAGCUUCAGCGCCGACAACUUCGGCAUGGUUUCAUAUCAACAAGGCAUCAAUGGUGACUCGACGGAACGUGGUCGCCUCCCCCUGGUGUACAGCUUUCCGGAACCUACGUUCUACCCUGGCGUCACGUCCGGAACUUUACCUAUAAACGCCCACAACGAUCUCGUCGGCUUCAGUGGACUUGGUGACAUCGUGAUGGCAAGGACGCUAAAUACGCCUGUCUUCUUCACUGUCCAGGUUAGUUACACAUAUCCUGUACACUGCUAUCGUAGUGAUGAUCGGUGCUUGUUUCUGUCACCAAGUCCACAAACCAUAGUUAGAAGCGUUGCGUCAGUGUGUCGUGACUUGAUAUCGGCAUUGUUGUUACAAUCAGGAGAUGUAGAAACCAAUCCUGGACCUAGUAUCCAGGAAUCACUCGACCAGCUUCUUGCUGGCCAAUCUGAAAUGCGGAAAGAAAUAAGAGAGAUCAAUGAAAAACAAUUAAGUUUAGAUUCAUUUGUCAGAGAUGUCCUAACACGGCUGGAUAAGGCAGAAAAGGACAUAGAUGCGCUGCAAAAAAAAGAACGGGACUCUCCUCUGCUACAAGUUAUUGCAGAUAUUCAGCAAGCGAACAAACUACAAGAGAGGAGGCUUGUUGAACUCGAAAACAGGUCCAGAAAAGACAACCUUGUUAUAUUUGGCAUUGAAGAGCAACCCGGCGAAACUGGAGACUCGCUUAAAGACAAGGUCAUAAAUAAUCUUUUCAAAACCACUCUGAAGGUCACUGUAAACAGUGUUGACCGUCUGCAUCGUCUUGGUAGACAUGUUCCCGAGAAAACAAGGCCAGUCAUACUGCACUUCCAAGACCACAGUGAAAAAAUGUCUGUUCUUAAGAAUUGUCAUUUACUAAAGGGAAGUAAGGUUUCUGUCCGGCAUGAUUUGUCGCAGGAAACAAUUCGAACGCGAAAGUUGCUCUGGACAUCUGCGCAGCCAGAUAAACAAAACGACGCUAAAGUGUUUCUGGUUCAUGAUAAGCUUCAUGUAAACGGUGACAUUUAUGCGUGGGAUGACAGCACACAAACGCGCGUGAAACUGCCCAGCAGCAGCAAGAAACGUGUUUCCACCGCUCCGUGACGUCAGAAGCAAAUAACCUUCCGACUUGUGUCAUUUAAUGCGCAAAGUGUUUUGAAUAAACUUACAGAUUUCGAGGCAAUGCUCCUUGAUUUUGACCCCCACGCCACUUUGAUAACCGAAACAUGGCUGCACUCAGAUAUACAGGACAGCGAAGUCAUUCCGCCGACACACAAAAUUUACCGAAACGAUAGACUGUCACGUGGCGGUGGCGUUGCCAUUGUCCUGAAGUCCGAGUUAGGCGCGUGCCUACUACCAGGCAUUCCUA
Messenger RNA from Ixodes scapularis (black-legged tick), 1453 nucleotides. RefSeq lists its product as uncharacterized. The record is from RefSeq and is a predicted model, not a curated record. Lineage: Eukaryota; Metazoa; Arthropoda; Arachnida; Ixodida; Ixodidae. Bases 1 to 1188 code for a protein of 395 amino acids. The transcript has a single exon.